AUGGGGAAUACAUCUGGAGUGAAUCGUGAAGAUGAAAGCUCUAGGUCGAAACAAACCCAUAAUGACAAACCUGAAAAUUCAACAAAGGAUCUUAAUUUCUCUACAGAGGGGUCUAUCUCUCCUGACCAGCUUAAGGAGUUAAUCAAGGAGACUAUCAAAGACCAAGUAGGGGGUGGAAGUCAAGCAUCCAUUGCCUACGCUAAACCAUACACUCAAAGGAUAGAUCUCUUGAGGAUGCCUCAAAACUAUCAGCCACCAAAGUUCCAACAAUUUGAGGGUAAAGGCAAUCCAAGGCAACAUGUAGCUCACUUUGUGGAAACUUGUAACAAUGCUGGAACUUAUGGGGAUCUCAUGGUCAAGCAAUUUGUUCGCUCUUUGAAGGGAAAUGCGUUUGAUUGGUAUACCAACCUAGCGCCUGGCUCCAUUGAUAGUUGGAAUCAAAUGGAGCGAGAAUUCCUAAAUCGUUUUUAUAGUACUCGGCGUACUGUUAGCAUGAUAGAACUCACCAAUUCAAAGCAGUGGAAAGAAGAGCCUGUCAUUGAUUACAUUCAACGGUGGAGAAAUCUUAGUCUCAAUUGCAAGGAUCAAUUAUCUGAAGCGUCUGCAAUUGAGAUGUGCAUUCAAGGAAUGAAUUGGGCUAUAAGCUACAUUCUUCAAGGAAUAAAGCCUAAAACAUUUGAAGAAUUAGCAACACGUGCUCAUGACAUGGAGCUUAGUAUUGCUUCUAAUGGUCACCAAGGCCCACCUGUUCAAGAACCCUACAAUGGGAGAGAAAGACAAGAUACUCGCAAAGGGGGCAAAUUCCCUCCUAAACUGGAAAACAAACAGUCUUUGAUUGUAACUACUGCUCCUCUCAAAGUUCUAGUUAAACCUAAGAUAAAAGAACAAACAUAUGCUCUCACACAAGAGAGAAGAAGAAGACCAACCUUACAAGAAAUGCAAGAAAAGAAAUAUCCAUUCCCUGAUUCCGAUAUCUCUAACAUGUUGGAUCAUCUACUUGAGUUGAAGUUGAUUGAGCUACCGGAGAUGAAACGUCCUGAAGAGGCUGACCAAACAAAUGAUCCCAAGUAUUACAAGUAUCAUCGCCUCAUAGGCCACCCCAUAGAACAAUGCUUUGUGUUGAAAGAUAAAAUCAUGGAGCUAGCCCAUCAAGGAAAGAUCACAUUUGAUGAUGAAGUUGCAACUGCCAAUCUAGCCAUGGUAGCCUCAACAACCACUUUUACUUAUUUCACCAUUCAAUUUGGCUCAUUUGAGCCUAUUGAGGUGAAAAUGGCUUUCUCCCCAGUGCCAGUUCCCGAGGAUUAUAUCUUUUCAUCUCUUACAUGUUAUCAAAUAAGUGGUGAAGAAGACUCUUCAGAUAGUGAGGAAGAAAUAGAGCGAGCUAUUAUGUAUAGAGCAUAUUGGUCUUCAAUCAUUUUCACUGAUGAUGAUCGUUUGUUGGGAUCCAAGAUUCAUAAUCGUCCCUUAUUUGUGACUGGCUACAUUCGAGAACAAGAAGUCAAUCGUAUCCUUAUUGAUGGUGGAUCUGCAGUUAAUAUCCUUCCACUCAAAAUAUUGAAAGAACUUGGAAUCUCAUUGGAUGAACUACUUCCCAGUAAAUUGAUGAUUCAAGGCUUUAAUCAAAGUGGACAAAGAGCUAUUGGAAAGAUUAGACUUCAUAUGCUCAUCGGUGAAAUGGAAUCAAGUGCACUCUUUCAUGUCAUUGAUGCCAAGACCACUUACAAAGUGCUUAUGGGAAGACCAUGGUUGCAUGAGUAUGGUGUUGUGCCAUCUACAUAUCACCAAUGCUUUAAAUAUUUCCAAGAUGGACAAGUUAAGAAGAUAGUAGCUGAUCACAAGCCUUUUACUGUAGCUGAAUCACAUUUUGCUGAUGCAAAAUUUUACUUGGAAGAUGAUACACCAGAAGAAGCACAAGUCAUUGUUUCACAAUCUAGCAAAGAUGUAAACCUCCACUACAAAACUUCAAGGAUUGACUCUCUAGUUUAG
Quercus lobata is the source of this 1986-nucleotide messenger RNA. RefSeq lists its product as uncharacterized. Lineage: Eukaryota; Viridiplantae; Streptophyta; Magnoliopsida; Fagales; Fagaceae. The transcript has a single exon. The record is from RefSeq and is a predicted model, not a curated record. Bases 1 to 1986 code for a protein of 661 amino acids.